AUGGACAGACCCCACCCGCACCCGAGAGACUUGUUGGCGAAGAGCUUGGUCGGGUCGGGUUAUAGUGGUUCCGGCCCUGUCACCAGAAGCUCGCAGCUGGAGGUUCUAUUGGGUAUUACCGGCAAGGACUUUACCCUCAUCGCCGCCUCCAAGGCCGCCAUGAGGGGUGCGACGAUUCUCAAAGCAUCCGACGAUAAAACAAGAGAGCUGAACAAGAGCACUUUGCUCGCAUUCUCUGGGGAAGCUGGUGAUACAGUGCAAUUUGCCGAAUACAUUCAGCGCAACGCGCAACUCUACUCGAUGCGCAACGAGACAGAUCUAUCUCCCUCGGGCCUCGCGCAUUUCGUGCGCGGCGAGCUAGCAUCCAGCCUGCGAUCGCGAAAGCCCUACAACGUCAACCUGCUAAUGGGUGGUGUCGAUCCCAUCACGGGUAAGCCGUCCCUGUACUGGAUGGACUACCUCGCAUCGAUGGCCGAAGUUCCCUAUGCCGCACACGGCUACGCACAGUACUACUGCCUCUCGAUCCUCGAUAAGCACCACCAUCCCGAUAUCAAUCUUGGACAGGGCAUCAAGCUUCUGAACCUGUGCACGGACGAGCUGAAGCGACGAUUACCGAUUGACUUCAAGGGCAUGGUCGUCAAGGCCAUCAAGACUGAUGGAAUUAUAGACAUAGAGUUUGAUGACGACAAGGUGGUGAAGAGCGCGUGA
Molecule: messenger RNA, 708 nt
Organism: Cordyceps fumosorosea ARSEF 2679
Lineage: Eukaryota; Fungi; Ascomycota; Sordariomycetes; Hypocreales; Cordycipitaceae
Product: Proteasome, subunit alpha/beta
Exons: 4
Coding region: 1-708 (235 amino acids)
Biological process (GO): proteasomal protein catabolic process
Cellular component (GO): nucleus; proteasome core complex; cytosol
Molecular function (GO): peptidase activity
Source: RefSeq, a predicted model, not a curated record